CACAGCGCACAGCCAGUGCGGCAGGCCGCGCCGCAGCCGGAGCAAAAGGCAGCACCGAAAAGCCCCUUUCCCCCUCGGCCGCAUGCCCGCAUCCCACAUCAUGACGAUGGCGACGCCGACCCGUCGCUGCGGCACUAGUGCCAGCGCCAGUGCCAGUGCUCACGCAGUGUCGCUGAACGGGCGGUGGAGUGCCAGUGCUCGCGCAGUCGCGCUGAACGGGCGGCCCACCGCCACUGAGUCUGAGACUCGGCAACUCCACUCCCGCCUCGCCCCCGCUUGCUUCUCCGACUUGUGCACCCCCACCGCGCGCGCCACCUUUCGCUUUCGCUUUCCCUUUUGCGCCCCGCAUCGCACUUAUCUGCUUCCUUGGGCGAUUUGGACUGGACGGGGUCGAGUGGGGCGAGAAAAGGGAAGCAAGCUGGGAGAGAAGAAUCACACCGGGCCGUGCCGAUGGGUGUUUACGAGUAGCAGUUGUAUCUCGUUGACCUCACCGCCUGCAGGGCACCAAGGAGGAGAUGACUUCCCCGAAGCGGGCAGCAGGGCGGGAAGGGUGCGGAUGCUUGGCCGCCGUCGCGCGGGGCCUCCGCGGGGCGUGCUUCCGGCCGGCGGUGACGGCGGACGGUGACGGCGGCGGCUCGGCCAAGGGCAGCCACGUUCACGACGCAGCAGCAGAGACAAGAUAUCUGAAUGCUAGCAAUCGGGAGCUUGGUGAUCAUUUUCAGACAAAACGCGAUGGUGAAAAUGGUGUUGAUGCAUCAAUUGAAAAGAGAACACCCAAGCUACUUCAGUUUACCUUUCAAGAGUUGAAAUCUGCCACGCUUAACUUCAGGCCAGACAGUAUUCUUGGGGAGGGUGGGUUCGGUUAUGUAUUCAAGGGGUGGAUUGAGCCAAACAGCACUGCUCCUGCAAAACCUGGCACAGGGGUUACUGUGGCAGUCAAAAGUUUGAAGCCAGAUGCGCUUCAAGGUCAUAGAGAAUGGGUGGCAGAAGUGGACUUUCUGGGACAGUUGCAUCAUAAACACCUUGUUAAGCUGAUUGGAUAUUGUAUUGAGGAUGAUCAAAGGUUACUUGUAUAUGAAUUCAUGGCACGGGGAAGUCUUGAAAAUCAUCUUUUCAGAAGGGCUCUUCCCCUACCUUGGUCCAACAGGAUGAAGAUUGCUCUAGGUGCCGCGAAAGGACUAGCCUUCCUCCAUGGAGGUCCCAAACCUGUUAUUUACAGGGAUUUUAAGACAUCGAAUGUUCUUCUUGAUGUGGAGUACAACGCAAAACUAUCUGAUUUCGGUUUAGCAAAAGCUGGUCCUCAGGGUGAUAAAACUCAUGUAUCUACUCGGGUUGUUGGCACCUAUGGUUAUGCUGCACCAGAGUAUGUAAUGACAGGGCACUUGACAUCUAAGAGUGAUGUUUAUAGCUUCGGAGUUGUGCUACUCGAGAUGUUGACUGGGAGAAGAUCAAUGGACAAGAAGCGGCCUACGGGGGAGCAGAACCUGGUUGCAUGGGCAAGGCCUUACCUAAAUGAUCGGCGAAGGCUCUAUCAGCUUGUAGAUCCUCGCUUGGGGCUGAACUACUCUGUCAAAGGGGUGCAAAAGGUCGCUCAGAUCUGCCACUACUGCCUUACCCGUGACAGUAAGUCUCGCCCAUCGAUGGAUGAAGUUGUCAAGCAACUCACACCAUUACAAGAUCUAAACGACAUGGCAUCUGCUUCGCCAAGGCCUCGCUCAACUCAGCGCGGAAAGGUGCAUCGAUGACAACCCGGUUCUGUUGUAAGAAGAGCAGUGUGGUCCUGGUUGCUUGAUGCUUGUUUGGUUUAAUUGUAUAGCAAAAUUAGGUGUUGCCUGCCGAUACCUGGAGAUGUGACACCGCCUGAUGUGUCGCUCAGGUCAGUCACACUGCUCUGCUGUUUGGCUGGUUGCCAAAGCAAGAUAACGAUGUAUCUGGUUGCAUCAUGUAAUAAUUAUUAUAAUUACCAUUUAACUUCUGGCGGGGGUACAUCAUGUAAUGGUUGGUGUACACCCAGGUUAGUAAUCUUAAUAGUGUUUGGCUGACAGGCUGAGGGUCAGUAGACGGUGUGCAGUUCGCUUUUUUCAGGGGAAAGGUACAGGUGUUAAAUUGUGAUUGUACA
Messenger RNA from Zea mays, 2119 nucleotides. RefSeq names its product receptor-like serine/threonine-protein kinase At3g01300. Lineage: Eukaryota; Viridiplantae; Streptophyta; Magnoliopsida; Poales; Poaceae. The transcript has 7 exons. Gene Ontology annotation, biological process: protein phosphorylation. Bases 516 to 1745 code for a protein of 409 amino acids. The record is from RefSeq and is a predicted model, not a curated record. Gene Ontology annotation, molecular function: protein kinase activity; ATP binding.